Molecule: messenger RNA, 2629 nt
Organism: Labrus bergylta (ballan wrasse)
Lineage: Eukaryota; Metazoa; Chordata; Actinopteri; Labriformes; Labridae
Source: RefSeq, a predicted model, not a curated record
AGGCUUUCUGUGUUUUGUCGAGGUUCAAUGGACGCACGAGAGAGCGUGGCGUUAAAGACCUGCUUUUAAUGGUUGAACGCGUGUUUUUAUUUCACGAGUACACGGAUUCUUAAAAACAGCUUCUCCGUCGUUUCCAUUGAAACCCUUUUUUCUAUUCUUUGUUGCCAUGAUGGCAACUCGAGGAUCUCUCGCCAAAAAAUGGGCAAGAUGUCGGGAUUUUCCAGGACUGCGACGGUGUAUACAAAUGCUGAUAUUCCUGCUGCAUGUUGCAAACAUGGUUGAUGGUCAAAUUCGUUAUUCAGUACCAGAGGAGAUGAAGAAAGGCUCCCUAAUCGGUAAUGUAGCUCAGGAUCUUGGUUUGGAUCUGAAAAGGCUCCGUUCAGGGCGGGCCCGUAUCGUGAGUGGAGAAAACAUCCAGUACACCGAGCUGAAGACAGACAAAGGGACUCUGGUCGUGAAUGAGAGAAUAGACCGAGAGCAGCUCUGUGGAGACACGACGCCAUGUAGCUUCAGCUUUGAGGUGAUUUUAGAGAACCCCAUGGAAUUACACAGAAUUACUGUCGAGGUUUUGGAUAUAAAUGAUCACGCUCCCGUAUUCCCCAACACCGAUAAGUCUAUCAGUUUUGAUAUAAGUGAAUUAGCCGCGGUAGGUGUUAAAUUUCCAUUGCAGACUGCAGAGGAUCUAGAUGUGGGACAAAACGGGUUACAAGAUUACAUAUUAUCACCAAACGACAAUUUUAUAUUGAAGCAACAUGCAAAUCCAGACGGAAGUAAAUAUGUUGAAAUGGUGCUUCAGAAGCCUUUAGACCGAGAGCGACAUCCACAUUUGUCCUUAAAAUUGAUCGCAGUUGACGGAGGAACACCACAGAGAUCCGGUACAGUAAAUAUAGAUGUCACUGUCUUAGAUGCAAAUGACAAUAUUCCGGUUUUUAAUCAAUCUGUCUAUAAAGCAUCUGUGAUGGAAAACACAAUGAAAGGCUCAAGAAUAAUUACAGUAAAUGCCACAGACGCUGACAGUGGUUCAAAUGGACUCAUUAGUUACAGUUUAUCUAAGACAAAGGGAAGUGCAGCAGAUAUAUUUAGUAUUGAUGAAAAGACAGGCACGAUAUCCGUCAAUGGUCUAAUAGACUAUGAAAAGGAAAAAAAGUACGAGGUGAGGGUGGAGGCAAAGGAUCAGGGUGGCCUAAUUGGAACGAGUAAAGUUAUAUUCGAUGUGUUCGACGUCAACGACAAUGCCCCGGUGAUAAACAUUAUGUCGUUUUCCAGCCCUUUAUCUGAGGAUGCUCCUCCCGGAACAACGAUUGCUAUUUUAAACAUUAAAGAUGCAGACUCCGAUAAAAAUGGGCAAAUUAAAUGUUCUAUUGAUGACAAACUUCCCUUUAAAAUCGAAACAUCUAUAACAAACUAUUACAAUUUGAUUUCUGAUCAAUAUUUUGACAGAGAAUCCGUUUCGGAAUAUAACAUCACAAUAACCGCCUCUGAUUUCGGUUCCCCCCCUCUUUCCAGCUCAACAAAAUUACACCUUAAAAUUUCUGACAUAAACGACAAUGCACCGGUAUUUGAUAAAGCCAUCUACUCUGCUUACGUCACAGAAAACAAUUCCCCUGGCAUUUCUGUAUUUGCUGUCAGUGCGCGAGACAAAGAUUGGAAUCAAAAUGCGAGAAUCUCGUAUCUUCUGGAGGACACACAAGUCAGUGGUAGUCCAAUCUCUUCUUAUGUGUCUUUAAACUCUGAAACUGGAGUCCUUAGUGCAGUUCGUUCUUUUGAUUAUGAGCAGAUCAAACAGCUUCAGCUGGUAGUCAAAGCGCAGGAUGGAGGCUCCCCUCCACUCAGUAGCAACGUGACAGUGAAAAUAGUGAUCCAGGACCAGAACGACAACCCUCCUCAGGUCCUGUACCCAGUUCAGACUGGUGGGUCAGUGGUGGCUGAGAUGGUGCCUCGUGCAGCAGAUGUGGGCUACCUGGUGACUAAAGUGGUGGCUGUUGAUGUGGACUCUGGACAGAAUGCCUGGCUCUCGUAUAAACUGCAGAAAGCCACAGACAGGGCGCUGUUUGAAGUGGGCUUACAGAAUGGAGAAAUCAGAACUAUCCGUCAAGUGAAUGAUAAAGAUGCUGUGAAACAAAGACUGACUGUUAUAGUGGAGGACAACGGGCAGCCGUCUCGUUCAGCUGCAGUCAUUGUUAACGUGGCGGUGGCGGACAGCUUCCCUGAAGUGCUGUCUGAGUUCACUGACUUUACACACGACAAGGAGUACAAUGACAACCUGACUUUUUACUUAGUGCUGGCUUUGGCUGUAGUGUCCUUCCUCUUCAUCACGUGUGUAGUGGUUAUUAUAUCAGUGAAAAUCUACAGAUGGAGACAGUCUCGCACCCUGUAUCACUCCAACCUCCCUGUGAUUCCAUAUUAUCCACCACGUUACUCAGACACUUUGGGCACAGGGACUCUCCAACACGUGUACAAUUACGAGGUGUGCAGGACGACUGACUCCAGAAAGAGUGACUGUAAGUUUGGCAGAGCUGGUAGUCAGAACGUGCUGAUAAUGGACCCCAGUUCUACAGGGACCAUGCAGCGGAUACAGAGUGAGAAGAGCAUCCUGGAUGAACCAGACUCUCCUCUGGAGGUUAGUUAA